AAGCUACACUUCACGGUGUAGCGUAUUUUAUGACAUGAACUGGGAGGGAGUAACCGUCAGGAAUAUGACGGCAAAUGGUCAGGAAUUUAGUUCUAUCAAAACUGGUCAGAACCGGAUUAAUCAGUCGACUUUAGCGUGGGUUAGAUAAACACAAAGAAAAAUACGCGUUUUGGUUGAUAUACAAAGGAAAUUAGCAUUUUAAUCUUAUUUGAAGUCUAUUGAUAUUGAUUUUAUACAGUUAUUUAAUUGGAAUUUGGAUUCGGAAUACAUAAACAAGAAAUGCCAGGGCAAGGAAAGGCUAAGUCCAAGCAAAAACAGGGUAUGGCGUCGAAAAGCGCACCACGGUCCACUGUGAAAAGGAAAGCUGUGACAACAAAUUCAACACAGCCGCCUAAACAGCCAAAAAGACAAUCGGUAGUGGAAGAUCCAAAUCAAGAUGCUAACAAUGAACUUGAUGCCAUGAACGGCGACAUUAUGUCAGAACGAUUAGAAAAACUUAUAGAGUCAAAAAUAAAUGACAUUGUGAAGAGAUCUCUGGCUAAACUGGACCACGAAACCCUUUCCGAUGCCACACAACAAUGUACGAAACCUACCAAGGACAGCGUCACAGUUCCAUCCGGGUCAGAAGAAAAGUCAAGGGAAGACAACCAGCCUUCAGCAUCUACGUCUAGCUUAUCUACGUCAGGUACUGGUGACUCUGGGUGUUUUAGCUCUUUAACUUUACAAACCUCACCUACUAUCCCACUAUAUGCAUCGGUUCCCACCAAAAUCAAAGAAAAAAUUUGGUCAAAUGAAUAUUUAGAUUUCUCCACUGCAUUUAAUAAGACACAGGAAUCCUUCCAAUUUACAAUUUCACAGGAAGGCGUUUCCUCCAUUAACCAAACCCAUGUUAAAAAGUUCAUAACCAUAGAACAAUGGACGGACACAUUUGCCAUAUUUUCCUCGGUCUACAGACAAAGGUAUCCAGAACAAGCUGAGCAAUUAGCACAGUAUGGCAAUACUAUCAGGUCAAUUGCAAAAGCAAGAGGUAAUUGGCAUUUCUAUGAUACCAAUUUCCGGCAGCUCCGUCAACACCACCCUGUCCCUUGGGACUCAAUUCACCAUGAGCUUUUUAUCAAGGCCCACAAUCAGAAACAGCCCUUUCGCUUCACGGGCCCAAAAACGGGCCAGCCAAGAAAAUCCUGCCACAAAUUCAACAGGGGCGAACACUGUCAGGGAUGCAAUUACCCCCACAAGUGUAGGAAUUGCUUUGGUAACCACCCCCAGUUUAGGUGCUGGAAAAAGUCUGGAGAAGCAUCCCAGCAAAACCCCACCUCUACCUCAGUUCAAACCCCCUCAAGUAGGCCAAACCUUCAAGCAAAUAAGUUCUCCCAGAAAUAAUCAGACGGAUAUUGUUACACCGGUUCAUUGGGAAAACCUGUCAGACUUACUCAGUGGUUAUGACCCAAAAUUAAAUAAAUAUCUUGUCAACGGUUUCCGCUGUGGUUUCAAUAUAAAUUUUCAAGGUUCCAGAACCAGCUCAAAUAGCCCAAACCUCAAAUCCGCAAAAGACCAUGCUUCGGUGGUUGCUGCAAAACUUUCAAAAGAACUCGAAGCAAAUCGAAUUGCAGGACCUUUUACUGAAAUACCGUUAGAAAAUUUCAGAGUUUCCCCAAUUGGCGUUGUACCCAAAAAAGAGCCGGGAGAGUUCAGAAUGAUACACCACCUGUCAUAUCCCCGCAACUCCGGUGAUUCGGUUAAUGAUCAGAUACCUUCCUCAUGUACAGAGGUUUCCUAUGAGUCUAUUGAGGAUGCCAUAGCUAACUUAAAAUUUAUGGGUAGAGGUGCAUUCAUGGCAAAAACAGAUAUACAGUCAGCUUUUAGAAUCAUACCUGUCCAUCCGGAUGACCGCAGUCUUUUAGGUUUCAAAUGGUCCAACCAGUUUUACUAUGAUAAAUGUCUUCCUAUGGGUGCAUCCUCUAGCUGCCAGAUCUUUGAAACAUUUAGCACAGCGCUCAAAUGGAUAGCUAAAAACAAAUUUGGGAUUCGCUGUAUAGUUAAAAUUCUCGAUGACUUCCUCUUUAUAGCGCCCACUUUCGCCGAGGCACAAAAAGCCCUCAGUUCUUUCUGUAAGAUGUGCAAUAUUCUAGGCGUCCCUCUUAAUGCCGAUAAGACAUUUGCCCCUAGUACAGUCAUGACAUUUCUUGGGAUCACAUUAGAUUCUGUUUUAAUGCAGGCAAGGUUACCAGACGAUAAGUUGGCCAAAGCAGCGUCUCUCCUGCAGGAAUUGUGCAACAAAAAUACUUGCACAUUGAGAGUUCUUUUAUCCCUGAUAGGCUUGCUUAACUUUGCAUGUUCGGUUGUCAAACCCGGAAGGGCCUUUCUGCGAAGACUGAUAAACUUGUCAAUAGGGGUUAAAAAACUGCAUUUUAAAGUAAAACUAAGACCAUCUGCCAGAGCAGAUAUGCUAAUGUGGUUAAAGUUCCUGAAUGAUUUUAAUGGGGUAUCAAUGUUUAUCAAUGACAAGUUACUGACAAGCGACAACCUCUUUUUGUAUACUGACGCCUCCGGAGCGAAGGGUUAUGGCGCUGUUUAUAAAAGCAACUGGUUCUUUGGGGCUUUUCCUGAGGAGUGGCAUAAAGCCAACAUAACUUUCCUUGAAUUCUAUCCAAUACUUUUAGCUGUUUUCACUUGGGGGCAUCUUUGGAAAAAUCACACCAUUGUUUUUUGCACUGACAAUGAAGCUCUGGUAGCUAUCAUCAACAAACAAUCUUCAAAAUUGAAUUCCAUUAUGUUUCUAUUAAGGAAACUAGUACUGUAUUGUCUUCAGCAAAAUAUUCAUUUCAUAGCUCGGCACGUAAAGGGCAAAGACAAUAGCAUAGCUGACGCUCUCUCUCGCUUUCAGAUUCAGCGUUUCAGACAGUUAGCUCCCUUCUGCAACCAGGAACCAGCAACAAUAAGCCAAGCCCUUCAGCCGAAGACAUUAUGCAAGGAGUUGAAAGUCUGUUAAGUGCAUCACUAGCUCCGGCUACUUUGGCGACAUAUAGGCGAGCAUGGGAACUAUUUUCCCAAUUCUCCGGUCUAUUUUUUGAUGGUAAAAUAAAAAUACCAAUUUCUGCAUCUAAAAUGGCUCUCUUUGUAGCUUUCUUACAUCAAAAACCAAUGACCUCUAAAUCCAUAUCUACAUAUCUGUCAGGUAUAAGUUACAUCCACAAACUUGCUGGUAUGAAUGACCCUUCUGGUCACUUUCUGGUCACAAGCCUCGUUAAAGGGGCACAACGUCUCGCUCCUUCUUAUGACCUACGGUUACCAAUCACUGUUACCGUAUUAAACAAACUAACGGACGCGCUGCAACAUACAUGCGAAACCUAUUAUCACCAAAAGCUAUUCAUAGCCAUGUUCUUGUUUGCAUUCAACGCUUUUGCCCGAUGUAGCGAGAUUACUCUAUCAAAACCAGGCACGAAGUCUUUUAUCUUAAAGUUAGCUGAUGUAGAGUUAACAUAUAAAGAAAAGAAGCCGACAACAGUCACAGUUACGUUUAGAUAUUUCAAGCACAAUUACGGUAAACCUCAUGUACUUUCAUUCUCACAUGGGCAUACGAAUAUUUCACCACCUGUUGCAAUGCACGAUUACCUUACUCUACGAGGUAGACAUGACGGUCCUUUGUUUGCUUUGACAUCAGGCCUACCAGUCCCACGCAAAAUGUUUGAAAAGAAACUUGCGUCCACAUUAAAUUUCUGUGGACUUGACGGAAAAAAAUACAAAUCACACAGCUUUAGGAUAGGAAAAGCUACCGACUGUGCCCAAAGAGGCUAUUCUGAUGCAAAAAUUAGGUCCUUGGGUCGGUGGAACAGCAAUGCCUUCCAAAAAUAUAUACGAAACUCUGAAUAGGGCUCAUGAAAAUAGCAUGCGGCAUGCUGGGGCUUGCGGUAUGUGUUUUAUUUUCACAAUAAAUAAUGUUCUUGAGCAUAGACCCAUUUUCAGAUAUGCGCCAAGGUUAUAUGCUGGGGCUUAUAGCCUAUUAUUACAUGCAUAAGGUACUCUACACCCAGAGUUAUCAGGUACUAUUACCAAUUGCUCGCAUUAUGUUUAGUUGUUUCAUAUUUCAGUUGUAUGUAAUUGUUUAUAGCACACUAUAUUGUCAGUUUAACAUGUAUGGUUAUGUGCUUGGGCUCAUAGCCGUUUUUAACACUUGGUUCUAUUUUUACUUACUUUGUAUAUAAUUUUGUGACUUUUAACGAUUACAAUAUUUCUUCAUUCAAGUUGAAAACAUGAAGGUUUAAAGGUUAUGUGCUGGGGCUUAUAACCGUUAAAACACAUUUUUAAAUUUCAGUCUGAUCAGUUAGAGUCUGUAGUUUCAGCAUGAUGCAGUCGGUUCUGUACGAAAUACGUUAUUGUCGCUAUUUUGUUGAAAACGAUACACACUUCGUAUGAUUAGAUGUACCGAUGUAAGAAUUUGUAAUAGAUAUAUAUUUUUUAUUUUUCUGGAGAAAUCAUGCUGGGGCCUGAUACCUUCAGAUGUUUAUUAACUUUGUUCUUACAGUUUCAUCAGUAGUUGUAUCUUGUACAUAGCAUACAUGUAUUACAUUGAUAUCAAAUAUAUUUGUGUUUAAGCCUUGUUAAAGGCAGAUUUCAUAAUCGCGUAUUACAUUCUGCUUAUGCAGGAUGAUAUCAGUAACAAAGGGGAAAAUAGUUCAAGACAACAUAUGAUACUGAUAACUUGAUUAUAUUUCAAUUCACACAUACAUGAGUGAUGAAUGUUUCACUGUUUUUAACAUUUCGAAUUCGAAUACGAAAUCCAUAAACAAAGGUUGUGUAUAGAUAUAGAUGUACAUAUUAAUUUUCCCUUUCGGUACCAGUAUUAAGGGUUUCAACCCUAAAGUUAGACUUUCAUGUUUAAAGUCAGUUUACGCAAUAUGUUUAAACUACUAGUAUCGGUCCCUUUUUCUGCAUUGAUGUGCCAAAUAUGUGUGCCAAAUAGGUGUAAUGUCUAUUUUCGCUUGUUUAUUUCAUCGUAAAGUUUGAACUAAACAUCAUGAAUGUCUAUUUGAUAAUUAUAAUUUUGUUGUAAAUAUUUAUUUCCGAAUGCUCAUCAUGCCAGUAUAAUCUGUUCUAGUCAAGCAUAUACAUGUAUACUGUUACUACAUGAAUAUUUUACAUCAUGUCUUUAACUGGGUGCCUCCUUGCCAUACAGCACCUCCCUGGACGAAAUGUGGGGCAGAUAGAAAUUUAGCAAAUAUCUAUCUUUUUGGCCAUUUCGAACGAACCCUUCACAUUUCGUUACCAUUCGUUAAUCUUGUACAUCUGUUUUCACUGACUGUUUUAUAGAAAAAUGAUUUCCAAUGCAACGCUUAUACAUUUGUAUUACAAUUCAAUGAUUAUCUCUUAUAUGUUGUACAAAUAAAUAAGGUCAUCCCAUGACCAUUUAACAACAGAUAUGUGUUAAGUUUUCUCUCCCAGUAAGGGUCAUAAAGGGAAGCUACACUUCACGGUGUAGCGUAUUUUAUGACAUGAACUGGGAGGGAGUAACCGUCAGGAAUAUGACGGCAAAUGGUCAGGAAUUUAGUUCUAUCAAAACUGGUCAGAACCGGAUUAAUCAGUCGACUUUAGCGUGGGUUAGAUAAACACAAAGAAAAAUACGCGUUUUGGCCCACCGCCAUCCCCUGCACCACUGUAGUUAUUAAAAAUACAAGGAGGUACCCAUGUCAAAAACUUUUUAAUGUUAUUGUUUUGUCUGCUAUUACGAACAAACCCCCUACAUUUUGUGUCCAUUCAAGAAUUUUAUACAUUGCUUUACAGUUUUGCCAUUUCGAACGAACCCUUCACAUUUCGUUACCAUUCGUUAAUCUUAUACAUCUGUUUUCACUGACUGUUUUAUAGAAAAAUGAUUUCCAAUGCAACGCUUAUACAUUUGUAUUACAAUUCAAUGAUUAUCUCUUAUAUGUUGUACAAAUAAAUAAGGUCAUCCCAUGACCAUUUAACAACA
Molecule: messenger RNA, 5965 nt
Organism: Mercenaria mercenaria
Lineage: Eukaryota; Metazoa; Mollusca; Bivalvia; Venerida; Veneridae
Exons: 2
Coding region: 992-2989 (665 amino acids)
Biological process (GO): DNA integration; DNA recombination
Molecular function (GO): DNA binding
Source: RefSeq, a predicted model, not a curated record